Messenger RNA from Iphiclides podalirius (scarce swallowtail), 273 nucleotides. NCBI's taxonomy places the organism in Eukaryota, Metazoa, Arthropoda, Insecta, Lepidoptera, Papilionidae. The record is from the annotation of a GenBank genome assembly.
AUGAACGAGAAAGGUAUGCUGGAAAAGGAGACAGUGCUUGAACGUGCCAAGAAAAUUUUUGAUGAUGAGGAGGAAUUGAAACUUCUAGGGGAUUACCUCCAUUCAUGCUCACACAUCAAUGAAGAAGCAGUGAGCGAUGGAGAAGAAGGUUGUGAGCGUGCUUCUUUGGCCUACAAAUGUCUGACAGAAAAUGCAUUGCAGGCAGGGCUGGAUUUACAUGAGGGCAACCGGGGCAACAGCCUCGGGACGUCCACAAACGAGGGGCCCCCACAA